Lucilia cuprina (Australian sheep blowfly) is the source of this 1299-nucleotide messenger RNA. RefSeq lists its product as uncharacterized. NCBI's taxonomy places the organism in Eukaryota, Metazoa, Arthropoda, Insecta, Diptera, Calliphoridae. The record is from RefSeq and is a predicted model, not a curated record. The transcript is spliced from 2 exons. The coding region runs from base 193 to 1107 and encodes 304 amino acids.
AUAAACUAAAAAUCGCUAAUUAUUGCUACUCGUUUUUUCCGCUCAUACUAUUACCCAAAUAAAUAAAAAAACGCAAGAUUGCUAACAUUGCAUAUGGUGUACCGUUACUUUUGACAUUUCUGUCUGAAUUUGGAGAAAAUUAAAUUUUAAGCUUUAUUAAUUGAUAUUGAAAAAUAUUUACGCAUUUUAAAUAUGGAAAAACGUAAAUCUGUUAAUGAAAGAUUAAAAAAUGUAAAAUUACAGAGUAAUGUUAAUAAAACUGCGCCUGGAGUAAAAGCCAAGGCAAACGAAGAAACUAAUUUAGAAGAGUAUCCCAAAUUAAGAAAACCCAAACCGGCUACUUUACUAAAAAUACAAGCGAGACAGAAAAAAACUAACGAUUUAGCUAUAAAGGCGACAGUAAAAGAUUUGGAAACUGCAGACGAAAAACAUGUGCAAGUGCCUUUGCGCCAGGAAUUUCUCGAUAAGAAACAACAACUGGAAAAGGCUACUACGAAUUUAUUGAAAAAAUAUGAAAUGCGUAAGAUACAAGGUCGUCUUCUAGAUGAUGAUAUGUGUAGUUUAGACUCCGAAGAGGCACAGCCUUUAACACUACACCAGGAACUCGAUUUACAAUUUAAUGAUCUAAAAUUAAAGGAUAAUGAGAACCAAAUAACUAAUGUCAAAAAUAACAAAGAAUUAAACUUUCUCGAACAACAUUUGGUUAACAUUUUAUAUACAAAAGUACAAGCUCAUCCAAAUGGUUUCUUUGCGGAAAAUCUUCCUUUAUGGUAUAAGAAAACCUUCGAUAAGGAUAUAGCUAAAGAUUGGCUAGAACUGAUGGAAAGAUCACGUAAAUUUUAUAUAGAAAAAGUACAAAACAAGACUGUGCUAUAUAGCAAGGAAGUGGAAGAGGAAUUUACAUAUAUAAAAGCUUCUGGAGACAUGGCGGAAGCACCCGAGACAGAAAAGGAGUCUACGGUAGGUUUUGUACGUUAUAAACAUUUGCAGAAAUAUAUAAAGAACGCUGGUCGUGUUGAAAAUAAAGCAAAUGAUAAUUUCAUAAAGCCAAGUGAUAGAUUAAAUAAGCUAACGUCAAAUAAAAAAUAUAAUUUGGUUAAAAAAUAAUUUAAAAUUAAAAAAAUCGGUUUUAAACUAUUUGCCAUAGAAAAAUGUAUAAUUUAAAAAUCUGUUUUUUAAUAAAUGAUUUAAUGUGAUUGAUGUAAAUUUUGUUUUUUUGCGACUGUUUGCUACCAUUUAUUUUCACAUUCCUUUAUAUAGCUGUUAAAUUAAUAAAAAACUUGGCAUCACUUUUUAAAA